Centruroides sculpturatus (bark scorpion) is the source of this 3033-nucleotide messenger RNA. RefSeq lists its product as uncharacterized. The coding region runs from base 335 to 1852 and encodes 505 amino acids. The record is from RefSeq and is a predicted model, not a curated record. The transcript is spliced from 4 exons. NCBI's taxonomy places the organism in Eukaryota, Metazoa, Arthropoda, Arachnida, Scorpiones, Buthidae.
UCGAGACACAAGUCUAGCAACAUCGUUUACAGACUCGGCCUUUUGAGUCCAUUCGUCGCCGUCCCAUAGUCUACCAAAUUUGUAGCUGUCGUCAAAUGAUAAUCAUCCUAUCAAGUUAAAUAGACGAGUAAACAAAAGAAUAUAUAUAUAUAUAUAUAAAUCAAAAUUUUGCAUUUUGGUUUACUUCGGAAGUCAAGGCCGUCCUCGUUAGAUCGACUAUAUAAAAACAUUCCCCCCCAAAAAAAAAGUUUCUAAAGCUGUCGUGGAUAUACAGAUAUGCAAUUUUCCAACUUUAUAGGAUGCAGUAUCGUUAGAUAUUUUCUUAUCAAACAUCAUGGAUCCUGAGGCAGUGGCUCACGUCGAUCUCAGUCCAUAUUGGGAUGUAGAUAGUAGAGACUAUGAUAACUGCGAAUGUCCCGGGCCGCCACCACCGCCGCAGUUUGUCAUUCCCCCUCCUCCCCCUCCUCCAUCUCUUCAGCUAUGCAGAGGUGGAGACGAUUCCGAUGUUCAGUACUGUCAUCUGGAACCGGUCGGUUCUGGUUAUACUCAAGCACUUUUUCCAUCCCUACCAGUUAUAGCCGUCUGUUCAUCAGUCUUCGUCGUGGCUCUCUUAGUUGCAUCCUUCAUCUUCUGGAAACACAAGAAGAAAGUCCAGAAUUUCUUGCCAUGCAAGGAUGACCACCAAGGACGAUGUGACCUGGCAGGAUCAAACGGGGUCACGUACGACGAUGUACUGAUCAACCACCAUCCUACACGACUACCACCUCAUCACACAGUACCAGACUCUCAAACACUAACUCCAAUAGAGUUGCUGGAAGUAAAGUACGAUAAUUUUGGACCUACUCAUCUGAUCCCGUUAAGGCAAGGAAAUUUUUAUCCCCAUCAUCCUCAUACUCAUCAUCAUCAUUCCGAACAACGAGGAAGAUCUAAGAAGAAUAAAGAUCACUUUAAUCCUAUCUACGAAGAAGUGUCUGGUGGUUCCGAAGAAAGAGCAGACAUUCGUAGCUAUAAUUCGGACGUGGAAGAUAGCGAAGCCGAAGGGAGAACUAUGGACAGUGAGGAUGACUUUGCGGAAGACGAACUAAGUUUAGCGAGAGAAGAUGGUAGCAGACCUUGUUCUGGAACUAGCAGUAUUAGGGGAUCUACUGGUGGAGAUCUGUGCAGGGAUGUGGGGUCAAGUGAUGGAGAAGGAGGUGCCAGCGAAGACGGAGGAGCAGUGAGAGGAUCCAGAGGUCUGUACAGAAGUAAUUCGGGUCACGAUACGUGUAAACACACGCAGUCUCUAGAAAGAAAUAAAGAUGGGCAUUCGAGUGACAGCUUUCAAGCCAAACAAAAUUAUUAUAUGAGUAAAGGGAUGUUGGGACCAGAUUUAGCUUAUCCCGACUUUGACAGAACGUCCAAUGUACCAUCUAGGAUGUGCCAUCCAGAAGAAGAAAUGACUAAUCCUUUGGACAUUUCGGACCAUCCAAAUUCAUAUCCACAGCCUACCAAUUCAAAUCUGUCCCCAGUUUCUCCUCUCGGUGGAUAUACAAGAAAUUCUCCUCCUCCCCCUCCAUAUGUUCCGGGAUUGACGUCACCAAGGCUAUCUUCUCAGCCGUCCCGACGCAGACCUGUGCCACAAUUUAGUACAUUCCACCCAAAACUCCAACCCCAAGGAUCCAACCCUCUUUCUCCUCUUUCUCCUGCAGAAAAUAUCUAUUCGACAAUAGACGACGAAGAGGACACUGAACCACAACAACAACCAUCUAGUCAAAAGCAUCUUGUGCCAACAGACAAGGAGCUACCGGAAGAACCGGAACCUUAUGGGGAUAUUCGACCGGACUUCGAAACACGCAUCGCAACUUGUACGUGAUGUGGACCACUUUCGAAUAACCCCUAAAGGAAGCAAGUGUUUAUUUUUUAGUUUUUCUGCCAAUCUUCGUGGUUGUGAUCGUUGUCGUCGUACAAAUUUUUUUUAACGACGACUAACGAUGAUGCACCUGUCGAUGCUGUGAUAACGGUCCUUUUGACCCUUCGCCACCUCUUCAUUUCUGCACAUCACGCAAUAGCAUGGGUUAGGUUAAUCCAUGCAAUUAAAAAAAAAAAAACAAAACAUGAAGAAGAUCGGCAAAUGCUCAAUUAAGUCGUCCUCGGAGCGUUUGUUAAUCAAGUAUGGGCCCACUAAUAGAUGACGACGGAAGUAUAGCAAUAAAAAAAAAAGUCAUUUUUGGUCCUUUCUUGCGUUUAAAUUAGGAACCACGUUUGCGAUUCGCACUCUCCUUUAUAUAUUAUCUUUUUUCGAAACGGAAAAUAUCAAUAUGCAACCGAUUUUAUGAAUGUUGUUAGAAGAAAUUUUAAAGAGUUGGUAGAAUAUGUAUAUCCCAUCAUUAAUAUUAUGCAAUCCUGCCCUUUAUAACGGAAAAAAAAACCAUUACAAAAGAUAUGCUAAUAAGAGUAAUACAAUAAUAAUAAUAAUAAUAAUAAACAAAUAAGAAAUUUUUUCAGUCAAAGCGCGUUAUAUUCUUCCAAGAUUUCCAGAAGCAGGAAUUUUAAAAGAGAAACAUUACAGUUCAUAAACUACACGGAGCUAUUUUUGUAGACUUAUAAAGGGGCUGAAAAUAUGCGAAAAAAAAGAAUAUCUAAGAAGAGAAACCCUACAGUUUUUACAGACCACCGAAUAUAUAUAUUAAAAAAAAAAAUCCGAAAUCAAUAGAGGACGAAGGCGCUAUAAGCGGAAAAGUUUUCAAGAAACACGAACAUUUCGCGUUUUGUGGUAAAAAUUUGUUUAUCUUCUAUAUGGUGUUGUGUAAAACUGUGAAAUUUCGUGCGGUCGUAAUUCGUUUGGUUAUUCCCUCGACCUCAUAGGCCUACUACCAACAGGACUUUACCAAUUUGUCUGCAAGAAUUUCAAAUUUCCUCAAACAAAACAACAAAAAAAAAGCGAUUUUGUGCGCUGAAUUGACAUGUGUACAACAUAUCAGCUUUUGACUUGUGUAUUAUUUAACUAAAACAACCGAAAACGGUGAAUGAUUGUAAUAAAAAAUAUAAACAUAA